AUGAAAAGCAAAUGGACGAUGGACAGGCCGCCCGCCCCGCCGCCCCCCAGUGACCCCCGCGAUGCCCGCCCCGCCCGGCGGCACGACUCGGAAGCGGAGACCACGAGCGAGCCGGAGAGCAGCCGCGGGGGCAUGGAGGCGCCGGCGGACCCCCAGCUGCUGCUCAACGGGGCGGCCAAGGAGGCGGGCCGGCCCUCCCCCGGGCCCCCCGCCGCCCCUGUGCCCGUCAUCGAGCUGGUGCGCCGGGGGGGCUCCCUGGACAUAAAAAGCCGUGAGGCGGCGGGGGAGGCGAUGCAGAGAGCGCCGGGAGCCGAGCCGUGCCGCGCCGCCGAGGCUGCCUGCGAGGCCCGCAUGGUGCAGCUGAGCCCCCCCGCGCUCCCGCUGCAGCCCCCCGGCAGGGCCAUGCUCUACAACCUGGGCCAGCCGCUGGCCACCAUCAACAGCGGGUUUUUCGGCGAACCGGACUCCUUCUCCAUGUACGGCAGCAACCGGGUGAAGCGGAGACCCUCCCCGUACGAGAUGGAGAUCACCGACGGUCCCCACACGAAGGUGGUCCGUCGCAUUUUCACCAACAGCCGGGAGAGAUGGAGGCAGCAGAAUGUCAACGGGGCCUUCGCAGAGCUGCGCAAGCUCAUCCCCACCCACCCGCCCGACAAAAAACUCAGCAAGAACGAGAUUUUGCGCCUGGCUAUGAAAUACAUCAACUUCCUGGCCAAGCUGCUCAACGACCAGGAGGAAGAAGGAAACCAAAGGGGCAAAGUGAACAAAGACUCGGGGAUAGUCCAGGAAGACCUCCUGCAGGACAUGUUGUCUCCCAACUCUAGCUGUGGAAGCUCUUUGGACGGAGCGGCCAGCCCGGACAGCUUCACGGAAGAGCACGAGACGCUGGAUUCGAAGCACACGCGGAGCCUGCACCACGCCAUCCUCCCCGUAGAAGGCAACGCGCAGCGGUGAUGAUCCUCACUCUGCUCACUCUGCUCCCGAAGAGCCACGGGGGAGAGGCCAGGCCUGGCUGUGCAGCUGCUGGAACUUGUGCUUGUGGGGUUUGUGACUCUGCCUUUCCCUGGGCUGCCCGCUCUCCCCAGCCCGGCACGGUGGCCGAGGACAGGACCAACCCAAGAUGAACGUUCGGGGUUUAGGUACGUGACCGUACAAAGAAGAAAAGCGUUGAAGUCAUCUUCGUUGUACAGAACUGCUCGGGAUGGGACUCUGAGGAGGGGAAGGAGACGUGGCUGGUGCAUCUCCAGCGUUUAGAGGGUUUUCAGACCACUUGGUGGCCGCCUCUUGUCAAGCAGUCAUCUGGGUGAGACGUGGAACUCCUCUGCGCUGCCCACGGAGGCCACCGGCGCUUUCCAGCUCCACGUGGUGCUGGAAACUGCUGCAUCACGCCAGUGCUGCAGCACUUCUCCAGCCUGUGGCACAUCCAGCUGCUCUGAGCAGGAGCUUGGCCACAUAUUCCUGUUGUCCGAGAGCUUCUGACUGUAUCUUUUUAAAGAGCUGAAAAAAUACCCUCAGCAAAAGAACUAUUAAAAUGAUUUAGACUAU
Messenger RNA from Lonchura striata (white-rumped munia), 1545 nucleotides. RefSeq names its product TAL bHLH transcription factor 1, erythroid differentiation factor (gene TAL1). NCBI's taxonomy places the organism in Eukaryota, Metazoa, Chordata, Aves, Passeriformes, Estrildidae. Gene Ontology annotation, molecular function: DNA-binding transcription factor activity, RNA polymerase II-specific; RNA polymerase II cis-regulatory region sequence-specific DNA binding; protein dimerization activity. The record is from RefSeq and is a predicted model, not a curated record. Gene Ontology annotation, biological process: regulation of transcription by RNA polymerase II.